ACCUAACAACAACUACUUCAUCAUUCAUCCAUUUAAUAAUUAUAUUAGUUAUUGUGUUUUUGGCGUUUUUCAACGGUUUUUAAAGUUUCAAGAUGGUUGUUUUAGUGUUGAGUGUAUUGUUGGUUGCCUGCAGUGGAGUAUUAGCUGCACCAAGCGGCAGAGUUCUUGAUGAUAUGUUACCACCGAAUUUGUUAACUUUACCAAGUAAUGCAACCAGCAUUCGUUCAAACAUUGAAGAUUCUUUCAGUUGCGAAGGACGUUCAUACGGAUACUACGCCGACGUCGAAAACGAUUGUCAAUUGUUUCACGUCUGCUUACCCGUUACCUACGCAAGCGGAAGAAGCCAAAUGUUCCGGUGGAGCUUCAUAUGUCCCGAUGAAACAGUUUUCAAUCAAGAAAUGUUUACUUGCACACGUUCAGACGAAGCUAUCGACUGCUCGGAAUCGCCACGUUUCUACAAUUUGAACACCAACUUCGGCGAACAAUUAAACAUCGCGGUUCCAACGGAAGAGAUUGAAGAAGAUCAUGUUCAUGAACAACAUCAAUCAAACGACGAGGUGACGGUUCCAAUCGUGGCACAAGAGCUGGAUGCCCUGCCGGAAACUAUCUCCGAAUCGGCGGAUGUAACCCAAAUGACACAUGUUACGCAUGCGCAGGAAUACAUGAAGAGCACUGUUCCCAUCGUACCGAUUUACCAUCGACGCGUUAUGAAAUUUUAACAUUUAAUACUUAUCAGAAUAUUAAAAUUAGUGAUUUUUGAACACGUUGAACAAAAUUUUCAUUGUUUUUACGUUUACUAUUUCAUAGUUUUGAAAACAAUGGAAAAUUUUACAUUUUAAA
This is a messenger RNA of Dalotia coriaria, 840 nucleotides long. RefSeq lists its product as uncharacterized. NCBI's taxonomy places the organism in Eukaryota, Metazoa, Arthropoda, Insecta, Coleoptera, Staphylinidae. The record is from RefSeq and is a predicted model, not a curated record. Bases 93 to 719 code for a protein of 208 amino acids. Gene Ontology annotation, molecular function: chitin binding. Gene Ontology annotation, cellular component: extracellular region. The transcript is spliced from 3 exons.